Messenger RNA from Gaeumannomyces tritici R3-111a-1, 1725 nucleotides. RefSeq names its product integral membrane protein. Bases 1 to 1725 code for a protein of 574 amino acids. Gene Ontology annotation, cellular component: membrane. The record is from RefSeq and is a predicted model, not a curated record. Gene Ontology annotation, molecular function: transmembrane transporter activity. Lineage: Eukaryota; Fungi; Ascomycota; Sordariomycetes; Magnaporthales; Magnaporthaceae. The transcript is spliced from 3 exons. Gene Ontology annotation, biological process: transmembrane transport.
AUGACUACCACGACCACCAUCACGGCUGACUGCCGCCUCCAGACGGAUAUUCCUCCUGUCUCGGGUUUGGUUCCUAUCAAAGCCCAAGCCUCAGGCAGAGUCCUCGGGGACGCUGCCGGACAUGCCAGCAGCACCGCGCCGAGCGAGGAAAGGUCGGGCGACCCGUCGGAUAACAAUGGCUCGCUCGUCAGCUUGGAUUUCGAUCGCCCAUCUGCGAACCGGCGGCCCAUGAUCCUAACGGUCAUGGCCAUUACGCAACCGGCGCUGAUUAAUUUCCUAACCUCGUUUACAAACGGAAUCAUCACGGUUUGCCUGCCAACUAUUGCGCGCUCUGUCAAUCUACAGAGGCAGCUAUAUCUUUGGCCAGUCAGCGUGUUCGGACUGACUUCCGGAUCCCUGCUUCUGCUGGCCGGCAGCACAGCGGAUCUAAUCGGCGCGCGCGCCGUCGAGAUCACCGGGGCUUCCAUACUCGGCAUCUUUUCCCUUGCUUCCGGCUUCGCGCAGACGGGCGAACAGCUGGUUGCCUUCCGCGCCAUCCAGGGCAUCGGCGCCGCCAUGCAUCUCCCGGCCUCGGUCUCGCUCGUCGCGGCGGCCACCGACAAGGGCCGGGCCCGCAACUUUGGCUUUGCCGCCCUGGGCUUCAGCCAGCCCCUCGGCUUCAGCGUCGGCCUGGUCCUGGGCGGCGUCCUGGCCGAGUACUCGACGUGGCGCAUCGGCUUCUACGUCCCCGGCGGACUGCUCGCUGCCGCCGCCGUAGCUGGGCGCUGGACUUUGCCGAAGACCACACCGGCCCCGGCGCCUGAUGGCGGCGUCGGCGGCCGAGUCUGGUCGCGAUUCCGCACCGAGAUAGACUGGGUCGGCGUGGGUCUCGCGAGCUCGGGUCUCACAGUCUUCAGCUACGUGCUCGCCAUCCUCAGCGCGGACCUGCAGAUGAUCCGCUCAGCCACAACGAUAUCGCUCCUGGCCCUCAGCCUGGCCCUGCUCGCGUCGUUCCCCUUUUGGAUGGGGAGGCGGGAGCGCGCGGGCCGGCCGGCGCUGGUGCCCAAUUCGCUCUGGGGGAACGUGCCGUUCACGACCAUCUGUGCGCUCGUGGCCAUCUCGUGGGGCACCGUCAACUCGAUGGAGCUCUUCUCGUCGCUCUACUUCCAGGAGGUGCAGCGGCGCUCGUCCCUGACGGCCUCGCUCUUCCUGCUACCCAAUGUGGUGGUCGGCACGGCGCUCAGCCUCAUGACGGGCGUCUUCGUGCACCGCCUGCCCGCGCGCUGGCUGACGGGCGGCUCGUCGCUGCUCUGCGCCGCGUCGCCGCUGCUCAUGGCGCUCGUCGAGCCGGCCUGGAGCUACUGGCACGGCCAGUUCUGGGCCCAGGUGCUUGUGCCCGUCAGCGCCGACGUGCUCUUCACCGUCGGCCUCAUCGUCGUCAGCGAGUCGUUCCCCGAGCGCACCCAGGCCCUCGCCGGCGCCGUCUUCAACACGGUCGGCCAGCUCGGCCUCAGCCUAGGCGUUGGCGUCUGCCAGGUUGUCGCCCUCGGCGUCGCGGGCAACGGCAGCGGCGGCGGCGGCCAUGGGGGUGGCGGCGGAGGGGCUUUCGACGACGAGCAGGUGGGCGCGCUGCUGAGGGGCUACCGGGCCAGCUUCUGGGCCAUGUUUGGGCAGAUGCUGCUUUGCACUGCCGUUGCUGUCGUCGGCUUGAGAAAGGUCGGGAAAGUUGGUGUGAAGAGAGAAUAA